Molecule: messenger RNA, 3202 nt
Organism: Calypte anna (Anna's hummingbird)
Lineage: Eukaryota; Metazoa; Chordata; Aves; Apodiformes; Trochilidae
Gene: ATP1B3
Product: ATPase Na+/K+ transporting subunit beta 3
Exons: 7
Coding region: 216-1058 (280 amino acids)
Biological process (GO): intracellular sodium ion homeostasis; intracellular potassium ion homeostasis; potassium ion import across plasma membrane
Cellular component (GO): sodium:potassium-exchanging ATPase complex
Molecular function (GO): ATPase activator activity
Source: RefSeq, a predicted model, not a curated record
AUUGGCUGGCGAGGUGGGACUGAUGCCACGGUGAGCCCCGCCCGGAGCGAGAUGGGCGGGGCGAUCGCUGCCUGACGGGGCCCCCACCCUCUCUCCCGCCGGGCGCCGCGGCGGCAGCAGUUACUUAGCGGUUGGGAGCGGGCGUUCGCUGCGGCUUUCUCUGCCUGGAAGAUUGCGCCGCGGGGGUGUGCGACGCAGCGGCUUCUCCCCUCGCCAUGUCUAAGGAAGCGAAGAAGCCCUUCCGCCAGACCAUGACCGAGUGGCGGCAGUUCAUCUACAACCCAAACAGCGGCGAGUUCCUGGGGCGCACCGCUAAGAGUUGGGGUUUGAUCUUACUAUUCUAUCUGGUAUUUUAUGGCUUCCUGGCAGCACUCUUCACAUUCACGAUGUGGGUUAUGCUUCAGACACUGAGCAAUGAUAUACCAAAAUAUCGUGACCGGAUUGCUAGUCCAGGACUUAUGAUUUCACCAAAGCCAGACACUGCAUUGGAAUUCUACUUCAACAAGAGUGAUGCCAUGUCAUAUGCAGAAUAUAUUUCUACACUUAAAAAAUUUCUUGAAUCAUAUGAUGAUUCAAAGCAAUCCCAAAACAUAAACUGUACACCAGGAAGUAUUUUUGAUCAGAAUGAUGUAGCUGUUAAAAAGGCAUGUCGCUUUAACCUCUCUGAGCUGGGGCCGUGCUCUGGAAAGGAAGAUAAGACUUUUGGCUAUUCUAAAGGAACUCCCUGUGUGCUCGUGAAAGUGAACAGAAUAAUUGGAUUAAAGCCUGAAGGAGAACCACAUAUAUUCUGUACAUCUAAGGAAGAAGGCAUGGUUCAGAUAAAUUAUUUUCCUCGCGGAGGCUCAAUUGACUUAAUGUACUUUCCAUACUAUGGAAAAAGCUUGCAUGCUCACUAUUUACAGCCUUUAGUGGCUGUUCAACUAGAAUUUAACUCCACUAGUACCAAAGAAGAAAUAACAAUUGAGUGUAAGAUCCUGGGCUCACCUAACAUAAAAAAUGAAGAUGACCGUGACAAGUUUCUGGGACGAAUUGCCUUCAAAGUUCAGAUGACUGAAUAGCAAGAGUAAAAGAUUCUUCACAAGUAAAAGUUGUGUUGUCUGUUUUGUAUCAGCUGGACAUGCCAUUCCUAGGAUAUGAGACCACCUUGGAGAAUGUUAAGGUGGUUUAUGGCAUUCAGGGUAGCAUAAUGAUAUGCUUCCAAAUUGUAUGUUUGAAAUCCCUCAAAAUAAAUGCCUAUCCUGCUUCUGCCUGCCCCAUUGGAACAGUGUACAGACUAUAGUUAUGUCAUAGGGACCUGUAAAUAGCUGUUUUGAAACACAUAAUAGUGACCUUUUUCCUGUUCUAAAAUGUGGUUUUAUCCCCCAAGUGAGUGUCUCAAGCUUCAUGUGCUGUGCUAUGUAAAUAUUGUAUUGAUUUAACACUGGUUUAACUGUCAUAUCUCAAUGCUGACACCAUUAUAGGGAUAAAUAAUAAAUGGUACCUGAUUGGCAUAGUGACUUUUUUUUUUUUUUUUAUUUCUUUUGUGAAAGUAAACCCCUCCAACGUAAAUUGUGUGUGCGGGAGCGGGUGGGUGGCUGGCUGGCUGUGUGGAGAUGCCUUAAAUUGUAGAUUGGGUGGCGUGGGAGAAUUGGAAUGGAUUUUUAAGAGUUGGUAUGGGUUUCUGAAAGGAAGUGCUCAACUAGUACUUUUUUGUGUGUGUCACUGUGCAAGUAUUGUGUACAUGUAAUACUUGGUAUAGAGUUCGGUAUUCUAGCAGAGGAAUUGAAUUUUUUUCGUGUUGUUAUUUGCUUGCAAUAUAUGGAGCACAAAUCUAUGAUAUUAAAACUUUUUAAUUCAGAAAUAUCAAUAUACAACAAUUUAAAUUGCUUAGGGUCCUGGUAACAGUUGAACUACAGAGCUGCUUGAAAGAAAUGGCUUGACUAUUGUAGGAAUAGGCUGUCAUUUUCCAAUUGAAAAAUUUCCUGAAGAAACUGUUAAAAUAUAUAUAUAUAAAAAGGAUUGUCAUGAUUAAACAUUUCUGUUUAAUUUAUGUACUCUGUUUCAUUGCAUCAUUUUAACAUGCUUUCUCUUUUGUCUGCUGUUUCAUCUUGGUUUUUUUAUUAUCUCAUCAUCCAUUUAGAAAACUGGUGCCACCAACCGCUUUAUAGAAAUACCUUAUUGACUUCGAGUAGGUUACUUGUAGUUUUAUUUACACAGUUACUGAAAUGUCUACAAAUAGACUGGUUUAUUUGUCACUGCUCCUCACAUUAAACCAAGUCCACCCAUUGUACUGGUUUAUAACUUAUAUAUGUUGUACUUACAUGGGAUUAUAUCGCUCAUCCCUAGUGUUUUUUGAUUGGGUGGUUUGAUCUUAUUUGAGGUUUUUUUGAGCACAUGAGCCACAUUCUGAUGUCUUCUCAAUAUUAAACACCACAGCAAAUCAUCAUUUGUGUAAAUACCUGUAUGUUCUACUAGUUAGGCCUGACUUUGCUACUGAAUAUGCUUUUAUGCUUAAUUCUUACAGUGUUUUUUAAUAUUAUAUUUAAACAAAUUGAAUGAAUUAUUACUAAAAUUCAAGAUCCAGUCAUAAAGCUCUGAAAAUGUUUGAGCCAAUCUAAGCCACAUUAGUGCAAAAUGUUUUGACACCUGUCCAAGCUUACACUGGUGGCACAGUUGCGGGAAGCUGCUCUUCAAGGGACUUGAACAGUGUCUUGAACCUUAUUAAAAUAGAUUUAUACUGAUCUGAUACCAUUCAGCAUGCUUUUUUUGUUGUCUACAAAAGAAAAACUGUCGUUCCUACAAUAUGCAAUGGGUACUUUUGUAAUAAUAGCAUGCAUUAAUAUUUAAGAAGAAUGUUUUUUCAAAAUAUUCCAUUACUAAUGUGUUACAUGAUGCACUUUUAGAGCUGGGAUAUCUGAGUUCUUGAAAACAGACUAAUUGCUUCUCUGUAUAUUCAUACUGCCUGAAAGUAUUUAAAUAGUCCUGAGGGAACUUAAAGUGUAGAUGUUGCAUCUGAAAAUGUGAAGGACUAGUGUCAUGUAAAAAAUUUUUCACAUUUGUGUUCACAUAGGAAUUAUAAAGUUCUGGAUAAACACUUGGUUUUCAAAUGAUCUGAUUUUGGAACAAUUUCUCUUUUGACUUCUAUAUAGACAAAGCAUGAAAUGGCAACUCUUCACCAGCACUUUUCAGACAGGUAGAACUCAAUAAAAUCCUGUUCUCCCUA